Heterobasidion irregulare TC 32-1 is the source of this 702-nucleotide messenger RNA. RefSeq lists its product as uncharacterized. The record is from RefSeq and is a predicted model, not a curated record. Bases 1 to 702 code for a protein of 233 amino acids. The transcript has 3 exons. Gene Ontology annotation, molecular function: protein binding. NCBI's taxonomy places the organism in Eukaryota, Fungi, Basidiomycota, Agaricomycetes, Russulales, Bondarzewiaceae.
AUGGCCUCCAUCGAUACACCCUCUGACCGCGAACGCCCGCGCACCGAGCUCGAUGCCGAGCUGCUCAUAAAUCACCCAGCGCUUUACUUCGAUGACGGAGACGUCAUCUUACAGUGCGGCAAGACCCUCUUCCGCGUCCACCGCAGCAUCCUCCUCAAGCACUCCACCUUAUUUCAGGAGAUGCUCGCCCCCGCGCGUGACACCCUGCGCGAUUCAUCUCGCGCACGCACGCGCACCACGCUGCGCGCUUCGCAGCCGCACACCGAGGAUCUGAUCGUGCACCCCGCCGCAGUGAUUGCGCUCCUCCGCUCCAUCAACUACGCCGACAACGCCCUGCUCUCCGCGCUUUUCUACGACCUCAACCGCCGCACGCAGCAGCUCGGCGGUGCCUACGGGCAUCAUCUCGCCUCGCUCUCGGAGGCCGACAUCGGGCGCCUCAUGUCCUGCCACGCGCUCGUCUCGGGGUUUUGGCACUCGCCCGCGGGACAGCGGUGCCUGCUGAACAUGCAGGACCUGAUAUCGCAGCCCGUGGAGAAUUGGGAGCUCGUGAAGGGGCAGGUGCAGGGCACGCUCGCGCUGCCGGGUCUCAGUCUGACCGGCCUGUGUUCCACAUGUCGCGCGGAGAUGGUCAAAUAUGUGGGGCAACAGCAGGCGACAUUGUGGGGAUCGCUGAGCCGACACUUUGACCUCGCCGAACAUUGA